AUGGGUAUCUCAAAUUUGAUUGGACUUGUGGAACAAGUUGCUCUGGCAAAUCAUCCAGUUAAAGGAAUUUACUUUGCUGUGGUUGGUGCUCCACAGAGUCUUGGAAUAACAGUGAUGAGUUAUGUGGGAAAGCUGAGGGUUGCCGUGUUAGUGGAGAAAGGCUUCAUAGAUCCACGUUUGUUCAAGUCAUGCAUUGAAAAUGCUUUUGAGUUGAUUUUCAAAGCUGCGAAUGUUAUGAUGGAAGAUGACAGUUCUAUGUGUGUCCCAAUGACCAUAUGGCAUGGUGAGGAAAAGAGAAGUAGAGGAGGAGAAGAAAUGCCUCCACUGGACGUGAUCGGUUUCUAA
Messenger RNA from Ilex paraguariensis (yerba mate), 345 nucleotides. The record is from the annotation of a GenBank genome assembly. NCBI's taxonomy places the organism in Eukaryota, Viridiplantae, Streptophyta, Magnoliopsida, Aquifoliales, Aquifoliaceae.